ACAAUAUUAUCAGUACUACUGCACUUGCUUGUUCCUAUAACUUGCUAUUUGAUUGUUUCUUUCAGUUCCAAAGCGGGUUUUUAGUGAAAAUGGCUUUGACUGGUAAGAUAGAGACGGAUGUAGAAAUCAAGGCUUCUGCUGCACAGUUCCACGAAAUGUUCACCCACAAACCACACCACAUUUCCAAUAUCAGCUCCAACCACAUUCAAGGCGUUGACUUACAUGAAGGUGACUGGGGAACAGUCGGUGCUAUCGUCUACUGGAAUUACUUCCAUGAUGGGAAAGCAAGAGUUGCCAAGGAAAGAAUUGAGGCCAUAGACGCGGAAAAAAACUUGGUGACUUUCAGAGUAAUUGAGGGAGACCUUAUGGAGCAUUACAAGAGCUUCUUGUUCACCAUUCAAGCCUCUCCGAAAGGCGAGGGCUGCUCCGUGCACUGGACUCUGGAAUAUGAGAAGCAUCACGGUGAUAUUACCGACCCGCAUACGCUGCUCCAGAUUGCAGUCGAGGUUUCUAACGACAUCGAUGCUCACCUUACUGCCCAAGCAUAGUAACACAUGAACAAAGCACAACGCUUAUAUAUAUAUAUAUAUAUAUAUAUAUAUAUAUAUAUAUAUAUAUAU
Molecule: messenger RNA, 620 nt
Organism: Rosa rugosa (rugosa rose)
Lineage: Eukaryota; Viridiplantae; Streptophyta; Magnoliopsida; Rosales; Rosaceae
Product: MLP-like protein 34
Exons: 2
Coding region: 90-548 (152 amino acids)
Biological process (GO): defense response
Source: RefSeq, a predicted model, not a curated record